Trichomonas vaginalis G3 is the source of this 1041-nucleotide messenger RNA. Its product is annotated as pectin lyase-like family. The transcript has a single exon. Lineage: Eukaryota; Parabasalia; Trichomonadida; Trichomonadidae. Bases 1 to 1041 code for a protein of 346 amino acids. The record is from RefSeq and is a predicted model, not a curated record.
AUGUUUAAACAAAUAUUACGAACUCCGUUAGUUUUCAAUAGAUUUCAGACAUAUUAUACCAAAUUAGUUUAUUAUGAUCCACUAGUAUUAACAUCAUUUAAAGAAACAACGGUAAAGAAUUGCAACUUCAUCCAGUGCACAGCUACAGAGCUGGAUGGAGGAGCUAUUUUAUCAUUUGGACCGAUUUUAGUGUCCGAUUGCGAAUUUCGAAGCUGCCAAACUCUCAAGCAAGCAGGAACUGUUAUGUCGCAUAUGAAUUCUACCAUUGAAAGAUGCAUAGCUCUUGAUUGUGUUUCAUAUUCAGUUUGUACUUUCUGCACGGAUUCAACAGAAAACGCCCUUUCAGUUCUAUCCCUGAUAUCAGUUACAAAAGGCGACUGCAAUCGUGAUGGAAUUAUUAAUUCUGGCAUUGAUGUUGAAACUAUUCACAAUGAUGUCAAUGUCAGCGAAUGUACGACAGAUGGAACAUACUGUGGAUCACAAAUAUUCAACAAAAAGUUUACUGCUACUUAUUGCAAUUAUGUUUCAAAUUAUCAUUCGUAUUAUUCAUCAGGAAUCGGCAUGGAACACAUAUACGAUGCAUUAAUAGAGUCUUGUUUCUUCUAUAAUUGCACCAGAAAGCAAGAACAUCCCUUUGGAGGCUAUUGUCUUUAUUUUGGAGAUACAUCAGCUGGAGCAACAGUCAAAGGAUGUUCUUUCGUGCAUGCAAGAACUCCAUCUAAGUCAUCUGUAUAUUCUGCUUACCGUCCUGACAAGCUUACCAUUGAAAAUUGUUGUUUUUCUGAAAAUCAAGAGAGAGAAAAUUGGGAUUUCCCUUAUAAAGACUGCCAAUUCAAUGCACAUUGCAAACUAGAUGCAAAUGGAGACCAUGAUAAUGAUGGGCAGCUCAUUCCAACGAAAACUGUUUUAAUUCCACAUGAUCUCAAAAUGAAACCUUUGAGAAUAGUAGUUUUAUUCAUAAUUCUUACAUUGGUGACCAUCAAUGUUUCUUUAUUUGUAUAUUCCAGGUUCAUUAGACCUCCUGCCAAAAAAGUUGAGUAA